Molecule: messenger RNA, 1945 nt
Organism: Botrytis porri
Lineage: Eukaryota; Fungi; Ascomycota; Leotiomycetes; Helotiales; Sclerotiniaceae
Exons: 2
Coding region: 865-1836 (323 amino acids)
Cellular component (GO): cytosol
Molecular function (GO): aldose reductase (NADPH) activity
Source: RefSeq, a predicted model, not a curated record
GUAAGCAACAUCUCAUCAGAGCUUCCAAGCAAAUCAAGAAAAAAUCAAAUGAAAAUUUGGUCCGAUCUCUCAAGCCUUGCAUAUCUGGGUCUGGGUAUUUUUUUCUUCCCGAAGAUUUCCAAACUGCCACAGCCUUGACUAGCCUUGGUAGCCUUUUGAACCCGACAGUUAUAUUCUCCCACAUGUCGUCUCUUAUUAGACAGGAAUGCGGCAAGGAAGAAGAAGAAGAAGAAGAAGAAAAAGGGAAUCCUUCCCAGGGGCUUUUCCUUCAUACCGGCAUCGAUCGAUCUACGGCCCUUUUACUGCAUUUGCUACAACUUCCACUAUACAUUUACUCUUGCCAAGCAGCCCAAAUAACAGCAGCAGUCACAACCCUCUUAUUACGUUUACUCCUUCAUCAUUGAUAAUUUCAAUUCCACUCGGACGCUUUGCUCGAUAUCUAUUUGUCGGUUUAUACUUCCUUCCCAUAAUUGUGCCCACCACCAUUACAUCCACUCUUAGGACCCUGACUCAAGUGGGUUUUACAUGACUUAGCACAAUUUAGAACGAAACCUUAUGAGGGGCAUGAAGGAGGAUGAAUCCGCAUGAUACGUCAUUUUCUGUUACGUUGAGACGAAACACCAUAUGCAAUCAAAUCAUCGUUCGCGAGUAAGAGAAAUCAUGCAGAGUUCGUGCCAUGACUAGAAGCUUCUGUUGAUACACAUUUACUUACAUAUUUCAACGGAGCUUGCCUAGGAAAACAUACAAUUAUUGCAUCCCACCCUUUUCUAAAAACAACCUUAUAGAAUUUUUUCACUUUCGAAUUAUACCCCGCUUCUUGACCCCUCCAAUACAAUUCAGAAUAAUACGCACAAUUUUUACAAUAUGGCAGCACCGGCGGUUACAGGUCCUUUGAUCAAGCUGAACAAUGGAGUUCAAAUGCCAGCUUUUGGCUUCGGCACAUUUGCUAGUGAGGGUAGCGUAGGAGAGACACACAAAGCCGUCGUAGCAGCGUUGAACGCAGGAUACAGACAUUUGGACUGUGCUUGGUUCUACCAGAAUGAGAACGAAGUCGGAACAGCUGUUAAGGAGUUCCUUGCUGCAAACCCAAGUGUGAAGAGAUCCGACAUUUUCAUUGUCACAAAAGUCUGGAAUCACCUCCACGAGCCUGAAGACGUCGAAUGGAGCUUGAAGAACUCAUUAGAGAAGCUUCAAACCCCAUACAUUGAUGCAUUCUUGGUACAUUGGCCAAUUGCUGCAGAGAAGAACGAGGACAGAUCAGUAAAGAUCGGUGCUGAUGGAAAGUAUGUCAUCAAGAAAGAUUUGACCGAAAACCCAGAGCCAACAUGGAGAGCAAUGGAGAAGUUAUACAAGGAGGGACUCGCAAAGGCAAUCGGUGUCUCAAAUUGGACCGAGAAAGGAAUUGAGCAGCUUUUGGCAUUCGCUGAGGUCAAGCCAACAAUCAACCAAAUCGAGAUCCAUCCUUUCCUCCCACAACAAAAGCUCAUCGACUACUGCCUUUCCAAGGAAAUUGUACCAGUCGCCUACUCUCCAUUGGGAAGCCAAGACCAAGUUCCUGGUACUGGUGAGAAGGUAUCUACCAACAAAGACCUCAAUGCAAUUGCAGAGAAGAAUGGUGCUUCGCUGGCACAGAUAUUGAUCGCAUGGGGAUUGAAGAGAGGUUAUGCUGUUUUACCCAAGAGUAGCAACCCAGGAAGAAUCGCAGGUAACGCGAAAUUGAUCACUCUCAGUGAAGAAGAUUUCGCGGCUGUCAACAAGGUCGCAGAGGGCAGAGCGACUAGAUUCGUAAACAUGAAGGAUACCUUCGGUUACAACGUUUGGCCAGAAGAGAAGUAACUUGGGAUUUGAGCUGGUCUCACAUUAGGCGUCAGGAUACCAUUAUGUGAGUUAACGAUUGAUAGAAUGCCAUGAAAUGCAAUGACGACUUUUUUUUCAAUGCGUUCAA